GGAAUGCGCAUGCGUCCGGACUCUAGGCUUGGCAUUUGGGGGAGAAGAAUCUGUCCAGAUGGAUAAUGUUUAAGGAACAUUCUGAAAUUCAAGUGAAAAAGAAGGUAGCAGAUAAUAGUUAAAAGUUAUCCACCCAAGAUAACUUUGGUGUGAGAAAAUUCAAUGUGAAAUCAGCAUUGAAAUUUAUUGCCUGUUCCAGUCCAAGUUUGUAGGCUAUAGAAAAAAAAAAAUCCUGAGGUUUGCACCUAUAAAUUUAUACCAAGAUAAACUCAGGAUGUCCAGCAAGGAAGUAAAGACUGCUCUAAAAAGCGCUAGAGAUGCAAUCAGAAACAAAGAAUACAAAGAAGCGUUGAAACAUUGUAAGACAGUGUUAAAACAAGAGAAAAGUAACUAUAAUGCCUGGGUUUUUAUUGGUGUUGCUGCAGCUGAGCUCCAACAACCCGAUCAGGCCCAGGGCGCCUAUAAGAAAGCUGCUGAACUCGAGCCAGACCAGUUACUGGCUUGGCAGGGGUUAGCAAGCUUAUAUGAGAAAUGUAAACACAUAAAUGCUAAGGAUGACUUACCUGGUGUUUAUCAAAAGCUCCUGGAUCUUUAUGAAAGUGUUGACAAACAGAAGUGGUGCGAUGUCUGUAAGAAACUUGUGGAUCUAUAUCACCAAGAAAAGAAACACGUAGAGGUGGCCCGAACAUGGCACAAAUUGAUAAAGAUGCGGCAGGAGGAAGGUGCAGAUGACCAAGAGCUUUAUCAGCUGUGGAGGAGACUGACUCAGUUGCUGGCUGAGAGUACUGAGGACCAGAAUAACGAGACCCAGCAGUUGCUUUUAACUGCUUUCGAGAAUGCACUGGGCUUAUCAGAGAUUCCUAGUGAAGAUCACCAAGUACUUUAUAGACAUUUCAUUCAGUGUUUAUCCAAAUUUCCUCAUGAGACUGCUAGGUUGAAAAAGGCCUGUGAAGGAAUGAUAAACAUCUAUCCCACUGUACAAUAUCCAUUAGAGGUGCUUUGUUUGCAUUUAAUUGAAUCAGGCAGUCUUACUGAUGAAGGACAGCAGUAUUGUCACAGACUAGUGGAAAUGGAUCCAAAAAGUGGUCCAGGCUUCAUUGGUUUGGGGAUUAAAGCAUUACAAGACAAAAAGUAUGAAGAUGCUGUUAGGAACCUAACGGAAGGCUUAAAGGAAAGCCCUCUUUGCACAGCUGGGUGGUAUCAUCUGGCCGAAGCCCAAGUUAAAAUGCAUAGACCUAAGGAAGCUGUUCUUUCAUGCAAUCAAGCUCUGAAGAACAUAGAUAAUCUUGGUGUGUCUGGUGGCAGUCUUCAUCAGAAGAAUCUUUGUCUCCGUUUGAAAGCAGAGGCUUUGAUUAAACUCUCAGAUUAUGAAUCUUCAGUGGAAGCAAUUUGUACUCUUGAUCAGGUUUCUGAUGCAAAUAAUAUCCCAGGACUUUUGGUUCUUAAAAGCUUGGCCUAUCUGAAUAAAGGCUCAUUGGAUGAAGCUUCAAAGAUUAUGGAAGACCUUCUCUCUUCUUACCCUGACCUAGCUGAAGUUCAUUACCUGGAGGCUUUGAUUCAUUUUACCAAAAAGGACUAUCCACAAGCAGAGAAAUGUUUCCAGAGAGCUCUUGAGAAAGAUGCUGAGGUUGCUGAAUAUCAUUAUCAACUUGGGUUAACAUAUUGGUUCAUGGAUGAGGAAACAAGAAAAGAUAAAACAAAGGCUCUGACUCACUUUCUAAAGGCUGCCAGACUGGACACAUACAUGGGAAAAGUUUUCUGCUAUUUAGGUCAUUACUACAGAGAUGUGGCAGGAGAUAAAAACAGAGCUCGCGGCUGUUACAGGAAAGCAUUUGAAUUAGAUGAUACUGAUGCUGAAUCAGGAGCUGCAGCAGUUGACUUAAGUGUGGAGCUUGAAGAGAUGGAAACUGCCUUAGCUCUUCUAACAACAGUUACUCAAAAGGCCAGUGCUGGGACGGCAAAGUGGGCGUGGCUUAGGCGCGGAUUAUACUAUCUGAGAGCUGGUCAGCAUUCUCAAGCAGUGGCUGAUUUGCAGGCAGCGUUAAGGGCAGACCCGAAGGACUUCAAUUGCUGGGAGUCGUUAGGAGAGGCGUACUUAAGCAGAGGUGGCUAUAUGACGGCCUUGAAAUCCUUCACCAAAGCCAGUGAGCUGAACCCGGAGUCCACAUACAGUGUGUUUAAGGUUGCCGCAAUACAGCAAGUCCUCGGCAAGUAUAAGGAGGCGAUAGCUCAGUACCAGCUCAUCAUUAAAAAGAAAGAAGAUUACGUGCCAGCUUUGAAAGGUUUGGGCGAAUGCCAUCUUUUGAUGGCAAAAGCAGCUCUAGUGGAUUAUCUUGACGGAAAAGCUGUGGACUACAUAGAAAAAGCACUGGAAUAUUUUACGUGGGCUCUGCGGCACCGAGCUGAUGUGUCUUGCCUUUGGAAGCUAGUUGGGGAUGCUUGUACCAGUCUGCAUUCUGUCUCGUCAUCUAAAGUAAAUGUUAAUGUUUUAGGAGUCCUCCUAGGUCAGAAGGAAGGAAAACAAGUAUUAACGAAGAAUGAGCUUCUCCAUCUAGGAGGAAGGUGUUAUGGUCGGGCAUUAAAGCUGAUGUCCACAUCUAAUACUUGGUGUGAUCUUGGAAUUAAUUAUUAUCGUCAGGCACAACAUCUAGCAGAAACAGGCAACAACAAGAAUGAUCUUGAAGAGCUGUUGGAAAAAUCUUUACAGUGUCUGAAAAAGGCAGUGAGACUCGACAGUAAAAACCAUUUAUACUGGAAUGCUCUUGGUGUGGUUUCAUGUUACAGUGGUAUUGGAAAUUACGCACUUGCUCAGCACUGUUUCAUCAAGUCAAUCCAGUCAGAACAAAUUAAUCCUGUUGCAUGGACCAACUUGGGAGUGUUAUACCUUGCAAAUGAGAACAUUGAGCAAGCUCAUGAAGCUUUCAAAAUGGCUCAAUCCCUUGAUCCAUCUUACUUAAUGUGCUGGAUUGGACAAGCUCUUAUUGCAGAGACAGUUGGAAGUUAUGACACCAUGGAUCUUUUCAGGCACACUACAGAACUCAGUAUGCAUACCGAGGGAGCGAUAGGUUAUGCUUAUUGGGUCUGUACAACAUUGCAAGAUAAAAGCAACAGAGAUACUGAGCUGUACCGAUACAACAUUGUUCAGAUGAAUGCUCUUCCAGCAGCACAAGUGGUUUUGAGUAAAUACAUAGAAAGAAUUCAGAAUUAUGCUCCAGCUUUCACAAUGUUGGGUUACUUAAAUGAACAUCUACAACUGAAAAAGGAAGCAGCAGAUGCAUACCAAAGGGCAAUGUUACUGUUACAAAGUGCGGAAGACCAAGAUACUUAUAAUGUUACAGUUAGAAAUUAUGGCAGAUUGUUAUGUUCCAUUGGUGACUAUGAUAAAGCCAUCCAGGCUUUUAAGUCAACACCUCUUGAAGAGUUAGAAGACAUCGUAGGUUUUGCAUUGGCUUUAUUUAUGAAAGGUCUGUAUAAGGAAAGCAGCAAAGCCUAUGAAAGAGCCUUGUCUAUUGUUGAAUCAGAGCAGGACAAAGCACAUGUCUUGACAGCCCUGGCAAUAACGGAGUAUAAACAAGGAAAAGUGGAUGUAGCCAAGACGUUGCUAUUUAAAUGCUCUAUCUUAAAAGAACCGACCGCAGAAAGCCUUCAAGCCUUGUGUGCUCUAGGUUUGACAAUGCAGGAUCCUACACUGUCAAAAGCAGCACUUAAUGAAUUACUGAAGCACACCAAACAGAAAGACAGUGAUUAUCACAAGUGCCUUCUUUCUUCAGCGAUUUAUGCCCUGCAAGGCCGCAGUGUGGCAGUGCAGAGACAGGCAUCUAAAGCUGUUCACAGUAACCCAGCCGAUCCUGCUCUCUGGUCUCUGUUGUCCCGAGUAGUUGCUCAGUAUACUCACCGAAGUGCAAAGGGAGGUGCUGUAGCAGGAAACGUGGCUCAUAUUUUGGACUCAAAUCACGGAAAGAAGGCAUUACUGUACACUGCAGUAAAUCAGUUAGCCAUGGGAAGCAGUUCAGCAGAAACUGAAAAAAAUAUUGCACUAAAGACCAUCCAGAAAGCAGCUCUUCUUUCUCCAGGUGAUCCUGCUGUGUGGGCUGGGCUAAUGGCCGCCUGUCAUGCUGAUGAUAAACUGGCUCUAGUGAACAACACUGAGCCGAAGAGAAUGGAUUUGUACUUGGCACUGUUGUCUGCUGUUUCUGCUUCAAUUAAAGACAAAGAAUUCCUUGAAAAUUAUAACCAGUCUCUUGAAAAGUGGUCUCUAUCCCAAGCUGUCACUGGUCUAAUAGACACAGGAAGAGUAUCUGAAGCUGAAGCCCUCUGCACAAAGAAUUUAAAAAGUAACCCUGAUCAGCCAGCUGUUAUCUUACUUUUGAGACAAGUUCAGUGUAAACCACUCCUGGAUUCACAAAACCCUCUCUCAGACGCUGUACUUGAAGAGCUGCAAAAAACAGUCAUGUCCAAUUCAACUUCUGUUCCAGCAUGGCAGUGGCUGGCACAUGUCUAUCAGUGCCAAGGCAUGAUGGGUGCUGCAGAGAUGUGUUACAGAAAGAGUCUACAAGUAGCAUCCCAACAGGGCAGUUGGAGUGGAAAGCUCUCAAGUCUGCUGAGAUUAGCUCUACUUGCUUUAAAAGCCUGCAUGGCUAAUAUUUCCAAUGAUCACUGGUCGUCUUUGGUUCAAGAAGCUACAACUGAGGCCUUGAAACUUUGCUUUUGUCCAUUGGCUGUAUUUUUACAAGCUUUGUUACAAUUUAACCGCAAAAUGGGGGCAAGAGAGACACGGCGACUUUUGGAAAGAGUGGUGUAUCAACCUGGAUAUCCCAAGUCUAUUGUAUCAACUGCACGUUGGUACCUGCUGAGACACUUACAUGCCAAAAAUGACUAUGAGCUUAUUGACGUGCUGGUAAACAAUGCCAAAACUCAUGGAGAUACAAGAGCAUUGGAAUUGAAUCAGAAAUUGUCCUCAGAGUAACAAUGCAUUACUUUAUAGUACAAACAAAGAAAAAGCUAUUAGAAAGAAUGAAUCAAUGAAUCAACUUUCCCCUCCCCCCCAAAAAACAUUAAAAAAAUAGUUAUAAUCAUCCACUCCUAUUUUAAUUCUAAAGACAUUUAAGUUCUUAAGGUAGGGAUUUAAUUUUCCAGAAAAUCUUAAUGUAACUUUAAUUUGAAAAAUAUCUUUGAUUUUAGAAAGUCCAUAAUAAAAGGAAAAAACAGGAUUCCCUUAGAUGUUCAUCAGUAAUUUGUAAACCAUUUUUUUUCCAUCUUGCAUUAUGCACAAUAGGAUAUUUUUUGUACCCCUCUAUGAUAAAGCCUUAAUAGCCAUUUUCCAAAUAGCACAUGCUGAAUUUUGUUUAAAAGUAAAUUCAAAGAUGUAAUUCCUUCUAUCAUUUCUAGAGUUCAGCAGACCAACUCAUCAUUACAUCUAAAUAACCUUAUAGCCUAUUUUACUAGUGGCUCAUCUCAGAUUUUCCUGAAGAAGCAUAAUGUAAAUGUCGGUGAGUCUUAGACUGCCAGUGGAUAUGUUUGUGUAACUCAGAGCACUCAGGUGUAUGACUGCAUUAAAAAAAUUAAUGGAAGAUUUUGGAAAACAAUGCUGACAGUGUUUAAUCGAUCAUGCAAUUCCUUUAAUUAUGAUGAAAAAACUUGAAUUUUCUGAAAUGAAAAAUAUAGUGUCUUAUUUUCUUUAUAGUAUGAAUAUCAGAUAUAAUUUCUAAGUUUCACAUUUUAAAACUUGAAAGCACAUUUACCUAUUUUAUUUUUUCAGAAAACCUUUUAUAUAUCUGAAGAAGCUGUAUGUUACUUACUUUGGAUUUGUGGUUUUAAAAAAUGUUUUCAGACAUUUACAUAUAUUAUUUGUUGUAUGAAAAUGUGUGGUUGUACAAUUUAUGUAUGUAGUUUUUUUAAAUCAGUUUUGUGUUAUUUUAUGAGAUAAUAUAAAUUGACAAUGUUCUGUAAUUAAAUUUUACUCCAGAGGUAGUCUAAUCUAUUGAUCUGACUAUAAUUUGAUGAAUUCACAAAUUUGGCUAAGUAUUAUCAUCAUUCAGACCUAUGCAAUCAGAAUCUUUAAGGAGAAGGGCCUAGGACUGUGCAAUGUAAAGGCAUGCCUAAGAGAUUGAAAUGUUCAUUCUGGUUUACAAACCACUAGAUUAGUCCAAUAAUGAUCCUUCCCUUUACUUUUUUCUUUAAUAGGAUCAAGCACUUGCCAUUCUCUGCCCAUCUCUUCCUUAUCCUAAUGCUUAUAAUUCAUUGUUUUUAGCAGCCUGGCCCACAGACUUAGCAAGAAAUGAGCAGGGUAUGAUCUCUGGUGCCCGUGCCCUCCUGCUUCCUCUGGAAAGCACUUUAGCCCUUACACCAGAAUGGGCCGGGUCCAUCUGCUUAAUGCUUCGAAGUCAGUUCUUGUUUUCCAUCUGCUUUCUGGGGUGUCAGUUGCUUCACAAGGUUACUUUAAUCUACAGGGUGGAUUUGGUUAGCCUUUCCUCCAGGCCUGUGACUUUUUGACUAAGUUGCCUAGUUCUGGCCUCCAGGGACCUCAGGCCCAGAUUUUCUAGAAAGGAAGGUUUGAGAACAUGCUAGUUAAUGCCAUCUCAGGUAAUUCUUUUCGCAUGGAUGGAUAUACAUCCUCUCUUUUGUUACCUUUUCUUCAGGUUACUGCCUGCUUAUUGUGAGGCUCAUGUAAUAAGUGUAUGAUUUUUAUAGUGCUUAUUUCAUACCAGACCUGCUGUUUUCAACAUGGUCAUGUAAUCCUAGUCAGUAAAGGAGAAUAGUGCUAAAGAGCAUGCUCAUAGAAACCCUGAAAUGGAAUCACUGUUGUCAGAUUCUAGGAACUUUAAAUUUCAUUUUAUAUGUAAGUUUAGAGAAAUUACAUAAGAAGUUAUUUACUGAAGUGUCAAUAUUUAGCAUUCAUAUUGUUUAUUUGAGAAUUAUAGUGCAUUUUCUGCUGAUUUUUAUCCACCAUUUGGCUAUUAUUGAUUAAUUUGGUGUUUAUAGGCCAGCUUGGCAUCUGACAAUCAUUUUCUGUGGAAAAAAUAUAUUUUGGCUUAUAAGUAAACUUUCAGAACACAAUCUCUUUGUUUGAGAUCACUUGUCAUAUUUCAGAAAUUUCCCUUGAAUUUCUACUCAGGAUUUCACUUUACAAAAUGAGUUGACAAACUUCCUUUAAUUUAGGAAUCAACACAACAGAAUUGGACAGGGAAUUAAGAGGUGCAGUUAUCUACACUAGUAUGAAAUAUUAGAUGAACAUUAAGUAAUAUUACUGAUAUGUAAUAUAUGAAUAUGAAAAGAUACAUGUUUGGUUGCUUCAUAGAAUGUUUGAGACUUGUUUUGGGGAUAUUUUAUAGGAACAAAGAAAUGAACCGUAUUUAAUGUAUGAGUGAGAAGGGCUAGCAGAUCUAUUUCCAUUUUUGCACACUUUAAAACAUGCGGAAACUGUUUGGCAAAGUUGACCCUUAUCUCUCUACAGGUCUUUCUUCCACUUCAGUUGCUAAUGGAUAGAAAGCUUCUCAGACUCCCAUGAUGCUUAUUAUAAGGUGUAGCACACAGUCGUCCAUUAUAAACUGACCAUCAAUUUGCAGGAGAGGUCUUUUUAUUUUGUGUUUUACAUUAGAAAAAUACAUUUGUAUAUCAGAUACAAGUACAAUAAUCUUCCCACGUAUGUAUUUUUAAAGACUUUUUAUACAGAGAAGGUAAAAAGUCAGAAAGUGCCCUUAUUUAAAGUUUAUGCUUUAUUUUUGGUUUAGAAAAUAGAAUCACUUAAGACCUAUUGCACUGAAAGCCCACUCAGUAUCUCUAGCUGUCCCUUUUCAUAAUGGGUUUUUCCUCUUUUUGGCAGACCAGGAACUUUUUGGAUAGCAGUGUUUUAAAUUCUAAUGUAUCUUAAAAAUACCCUAUAUACAACUAUAAUUUUUAAAAUAAAUGCUGUUAUAUUUAGACCUCAAAAUGCUUUGGAGAAACUUAAGAAUAGGGUCUCUUUAACAAACAGCUGUUAUGAAACAUUUUAAAUCCUUUUUUCUUUUAUUUCGGACUUAGAAUUGAAAAUGCCUAUUUGUUUCAGUGAAGGAAAUGAUGCCAGGAGAGGGAUAAUUAAAAUUGGAGCGUUCCAUGAAAAAGAGGUUGAGUUUCCAUAUGACAUCACUCCAGUGUUGAAAUAAUUUGCAUGCCAUGAUCUCUCCUGAGUUUGAAUCAGUCAGUACAAAAGUUCAUUUGGGCUACAUACUUCUCCUGUAUAUAUAGUACCUAUUAUAAAAACAUUUAAAUUAUAUGAAUUUUUCUGGAGAAAAGAUGGAUAAUAAAAAAAAUGUUUAUCUUGCUGUUUCUGCUUAUAUGGUAGGCAGAAUAAUGGUUCCCAACGGUGUCAUGCCCUAAUCACCAGAGCUUGUGAAUAUGUGGCUAAGGGGCUAUGCAAGUGUGGGUGAGGGUACAGACUUUGAGACAGAGAGUAUCCUGGAUUAUUGAGUGGACUCAGUUUACUCACAAAAGUCCUUAAAAGUGGAGAGCCUUUCAAAGAGUGACAAUGGAAGGUCAGAGAUUUGAUAUUGCUGCUUUGAAAAUGGAGAAGGUAGUUCCAGCCAUGGACUAAGGGCAGGCUCUAGACACGGGAAAAAGCAAGGAAACUUUCUCCAGCGGAGUUCCCAGAAAGGGAUGCAGCCCUUCUGGCGCCUCGAUGGUAACCUGCGGACACCUGUGUUGGACAUCUGCCUUACAGAACUGUAAGGAAAUAAAUUUAUAUUGUUUUUAAGCCACUAAGUUUGUGGUAAUUUGUUAUGGCAGUGUAGAAAACUAGUGCAUCACCCACUGUUUAUUGUUAAAAUGAAUUUGCAUUCCUUUGAAUCUAAAUUUUACUAGAUCACUGAAAUUGGGGAUUACCAUCUUAAUUGUUGUCAUAAAAGGGGUCAUCAGAUAAAGAUAAUGAGUUAUUAAAAAUGGUUACUGUGAAAAUAUAAAUGUCAUAAGAAUUAGGUUCUUACAAA
Suricata suricatta (meerkat) is the source of this 8960-nucleotide messenger RNA. RefSeq names its product tetratricopeptide repeat domain 37 (gene SKIC3). The record is from RefSeq and is a predicted model, not a curated record. NCBI's taxonomy places the organism in Eukaryota, Metazoa, Chordata, Mammalia, Carnivora, Herpestidae. Bases 275 to 4966 code for a protein of 1563 amino acids. Gene Ontology annotation, molecular function: protein binding. Gene Ontology annotation, cellular component: Ski complex. The transcript is spliced from 43 exons.